UAAAAACUGAACUAAAAUUAUUUCUUAAUAAAUUCAUCCCAAUUGGUGCAACUCUAACUCACUCACACCACGGACAAGUGAUUUUGUUCCGCAAACAGAUAAGCGAGCUGUCAUGUCAAAGCCGUCGAUAUUGAUCGUAGAACCGUUUUAUGGAGGUAGCCACAAGCAGUUGAUAGACACGAUUAUUGAAUGUUUAAACAUAUGCGACUAUGAAAUAUUCAGUCUGCCGGCGAAAAAAUGGCACUGGCGUGCGCGUACCGGUGCGCUUUAUUUCUCGCAAAUCAUACCAGUGGAUCAUGAGUACAAAGUGCUCUUCACCAGUUCGGUGCUGAAUUUAGCCGAAUUACUAGGCGUGCGCCCGGAUUUAGUAAGCUGCAAAAAGAUUGUCUACUUCCACGAAAACCAAUUGGUUUACCCGGUGCGUGAGGUGAAGGAGCGCGAUUGUCAAUAUGGUUUGAAUCAAAUACUUACUUGCCUUGCAGCCGACAAUAUAGUUUUCAACUCAAAUUUCAAUCGCACUUCCUUCCUGGAUAGCAUCACGCCGUUCCUCAAUAUUCAACCCGAUUUUAAAUUGAAGCAUAUACGCGAGAAAAUUGAGAAAAAGUGCGAAGUGUUAUACUAUCCCAUUAAAUUCCAUGCCUUCCCUAAUAAACGACUGAUGAUCGGCGGCGCAGAGCCAUCUCUAACUGCGCUGAUGAGUGAUAAAGACUGUUUGCAUUUGAUUUGGCCACAUCGCUGGGAGCACGACAAAAAUCCAAAACUAUUGGUGGAGGUGCUGUUGGAACUGAACAAGCGGCAAGUGGAUUUCAAAGUGACCAUAUGCGGCGAGAACUAUCAGGCGGCACCAGAGUCCUUCGAUGGUUUACAAGAUAAGCUAGGCGCAAAAUUGAUAAACUUUGGCUUCUUGCCGCGUGAUAAGUACAUUAAGACAUUGUUGUCCGGUGACGUUGUAAUUUCAACGGCAGGCCAUGAGUUCUACGGCGUUGCUAUGUUGGAAGCGACAUAUUGCGGCUGUAUGCCGAUUGCGCCUAAUAAACUCGUAUACCCCGAAAUAUAUCCAAAAGAGAAUUUAUACAACACUUCCAAUCAGCUAAUUAAAAUGCUGUACAAUUGGUGUCGCAAUCCGGAACUAUUUCGGCGUCAGAGAGACACAUUUUUCGAAUACUUUACAUUCGACCGCUACUCAGCGCAACAUUUAGUGCCUAAAUUUCUUGAGAAAUUGCGCAUUUAAUGUCGCAUUUACUUGGCUGGACUAUUCUUUAACAUAUUUGCUGCAAUAUCACGUAACCGUAUUCGAAUGACAAAAAUUUAAGUUAAAUGUUAUGGAAGCGUAUCAAUUAAAUUGGAGAACUACGUUCUGGAAGCGGUAAUUUCCAAUGAGGAUGGAAUAAAACGUGCCCUUACAAAAUUAUGGUUAUAUUAUAAGUUAACGGACAGAAAGAUGUAGCAAUUUUGUAGAACAAAAUUUUCUAUCUAUGACAAGGUAGAUAUCCUAAUUCAAUAUUGAAAUUUGUUACACAUUUAACAUUGGUUUUCAACGAAAUUCAAAGAGAAAAAAAUGAACCAUUCUACAGUUAAAUAUUAAUAUAUAUAAUUGUUUGUUGUUUUUAAGUAUAAACUACUGUUCACCAUAUCCUUACAAAUGUACAUAAAGUAAUAUGUACCCAUACAAAUAUAUACUCUAUUAUAAGUCAUCGUAAAGUAAAUGAACCUUUUAUACGAAUUCUUAAUUUGUAUCCCGCAUUAUUAUGCUAAGCGCUUAACAAAUAAUACAUCUAAAUAUAUGUUGAGUGAUUUUAAUAUA
This is a messenger RNA of Anastrepha obliqua, 1804 nucleotides long. RefSeq names its product glycosyltransferase-like domain-containing protein 1-like. The record is from RefSeq and is a predicted model, not a curated record. Lineage: Eukaryota; Metazoa; Arthropoda; Insecta; Diptera; Tephritidae. Gene Ontology annotation, molecular function: glycosyltransferase activity. Bases 113 to 1231 code for a protein of 372 amino acids. The transcript is spliced from 5 exons.